UCUGCCUGCGGCAUCUGGGUAGCGCUUGAAGGUCUGGCUGUGCAUCCAACAUGAAGCAACUCCAGGCUGCUGCUUCAUCUGUCUCCCUCUGAGCCUAAAUUUGCUGAGUCUGGCUAUGCCGCCUUUGCUUGGUUGUACGCCUUGUGGAUAAAAAGUGUCAAUAGCAGAGAAGAAUGUAUGACUUUCACCAUUGGAUUAUAAAGAUGGGGAAAGGGCCCAGAGAGAAUUCGACUUGCCCAAGGUCACCUCGUGACUGGGAGUGGAGUAAGACUCAAAAGCCUGACCUGCUGGCCCCAACUUCUGAGAUCUCAGAGGACCUCUGACCUCACCAAGAAGUGUUCACUUCUGGCCUCAAUUUGGCUGUAGGCUGGGUCCGUGGCCCCAGGGAUCUCUCCCCACCUUGUUACUGUCACCUCACUGAACAAGUCGGGCUGGCCUGCUGGCCCCGCCCCCCCAGGCCCCGCCCCGUCUAGACUCUUCCCAAAGCCGCCGCAUCCUUCGCCUCAGCUGGGCGCCGGGAACUGCAACCAUGGCGGUCACCGCUGAGGGCGCCCGCAGGAAGGAGCGCGUCCUCUGCCUGUUUGACGUGGACGGCACCCUCACGCCGGCUCGCCAGAAGAUCGACCCUGAGGUGGCUACCUUCCUGCAGAAGCUGCGAAGAAGGGUGCAGAUCGGUGUGGUGGGCGGCUCUGACUACUCUAAGAUUGCUGAGCAGCUGGGAGAGGGGGAUGAAGUCAUUGAGAAGUUUGAUUAUGUGUUUGCUGAGAACGGGACGGUGCAGUAUAAGCAUGGACGACUGCUCUCCAAGCAGACAAUCCAGAACCACCUGGGGGAGGAACUCCUGCAGGACUUGAUCAACUUCUGCCUCCGCUACAUGGCCCUGCUCAGACUGCCCAAGAAGCGUGGAACCUUCAUCGAGUUCCGGAACGGCAUGCUGAACAUCUCGCCCAUUGGCCGGAGCUGCACCCUGGAGGAGCGAAUUGAGUUCUCCGAACUGGACAAGAAGGAGAAGAUCCGGGAGAAGUUUGUGGAAGCCCUGAAAACAGAGUUUGCCGGCAAAGGACUGAGGUUCUCCCGAGGAGGCAUGAUCAGUUUUGACGUCUUCCCUGAGGGCUGGGACAAGCGCUACUGCCUGGACAGCCUGGCCCAGGACUGCUUCGACACCAUCCACUUCUUUGGGAACGAGACCAGCCCCGGUGGGAACGACUUUGAGAUCUACACAGACCCCCGGACUGUUGGCCACAGUGUGGUGUCCCCGCAGGACACGGUGCAGCGAUGCCGUGAGAUCUUUUUCCCAGAGACAGCCCAUGAGGCGUGACCAGGGCCCACACCUGCCCCUUGGGACUUCCAGAGAGCUCUGCCCGGGCCUAAGAGAGCCCCUGGCCCUGGUGUUGGGGGGUGCCAGGGCCCCUCCUCUGGCCCAGGACACCUGCCUCAUGUUACCUGCUGAAGGCCCCCCUCAGUGGACCCAGGGUCUGUGUGGACAGCCACCCCCAGCUGGUCAGCUCUUGGUGGGCCUGGCUCCCGUCCUCCACCCCGAUGGCCCUGGCUGCAGCUGCUGCUCGUACUUCUGGACAGGACAGGUUUCUGUCGACGCGGGAAGCGUGUGCGAGUGUCGGUACGAGAUAGAGCCCGCGCUGCUUCCCUGCCCUAGGUGGGGCGCAGAGCAGUGGGCAAGGUGCAUACUUGUGAGAACUUGAUCUCACAGAUACUAAACUUCGUGGAACGAGGCGUG
Molecule: messenger RNA, 1735 nt
Organism: Physeter macrocephalus (sperm whale)
Lineage: Eukaryota; Metazoa; Chordata; Mammalia; Artiodactyla; Physeteridae
Gene: PMM1
Product: phosphomannomutase 1
Exons: 9
Coding region: 530-1318 (262 amino acids)
Biological process (GO): protein N-linked glycosylation; GDP-mannose biosynthetic process; mannose metabolic process
Cellular component (GO): cytosol
Molecular function (GO): phosphomannomutase activity
Source: RefSeq, a predicted model, not a curated record